Molecule: messenger RNA, 1313 nt
Organism: Solanum stenotomum
Lineage: Eukaryota; Viridiplantae; Streptophyta; Magnoliopsida; Solanales; Solanaceae
Product: cysteine-rich receptor-like protein kinase 43
Exons: 5
Coding region: 47-1261 (404 amino acids)
Biological process (GO): protein phosphorylation
Molecular function (GO): protein kinase activity; ATP binding
Source: RefSeq, a predicted model, not a curated record
AAAUUUUAAUUUGGAAAAAAUUGCUGUUAACUUUCCUCACAACUGAAUGCAUCCUUCCUUGAUGUUUCUGUUUUCUAUGGGAUUCCUCUCAAGUUUAUGCAGUUGUUUCGAGAAACGGCAGAAACGCCGCGGCGGAGACGAAGCAGAUGACAAUGGAGAAGAAUCGUUUGAUUUGUUCUAUGAGCUCCGCGCUUUGCAAAUUGCUACUAACUUCUUCUCUGACCUUAAUCAGCUUGGUCACGGAGGGUUUGGACCCGUUUACAAGGGACUGAUGCCAAAUGGUCAGGAGGUUGCUGUAAAGAAGUUAUCCGUAGAUUCAAGACAGGGAAUAAAAGAAUUCACUAAUGAGGUGAAACUAUUAUUGAAAAUUCAGCAUAAAAAUCUGGUUGUUUUGUUCGGAUGUUGCAUAGAAGGACCUGCAAAGAUGCUUGUGUAUGAGUAUCUGCCAAAUAAAAGCCUCGACUGCUUCCUCUUCGCUAAGGAGAAGUCUCCAUCUUUGGAUUGGACGAAGAGAUUCCAAAUAAUUACUGGUAUUGCCAGAGGUCUUCUCUAUUUGCAUGAAGAAGCCCCUGUAAGAAUCAUACAUAGAGACAUUAAGGCCAGUAAUAUAUUACUGGACGAGCAAUUAAAUCCAAAGAUCUCAGACUUCGGUCUGGCUAGGCUGUUUCCAGAGGACGGCACCCAUGUAAAUACAUUUAAAAUCUCUGGUACAUAUGGUUAUAUGGCUCCGGAGUAUGCAUUACAUGGUUAUUUGUCCGUGAAGGCAGAUGUGUUUAGCUUCGGUGUUUUGCUAUUGGAGAUCGUGAGUGGAAGGAAGAACAGUGAUGGGCGGCUUGGUCCUCAAAAGGCAGACCUCUUAAGCUAUGCAUGGGGACUGUUUCAAGAAAGGAAAGCUUUGGAGCUGGUUGAUUCCAGCCUAGAAAACUAUGAUGCUGAUGAAGCAGUAAUGUGUAUUCAGUUAGGACUACUAUGCUGUCAAUCUACUGUUUCAGAUAGGCCAGAUAUGAACUCUGUCAAUCUCUCUCUUUCAAGUGAUUCAUUUAAGUUACCAAGACCUGGGAAACCUGCAAUUCAAGGCCGUGUGAGCAGAUGGACAACUGAUAGUUCUAGUGCCUUCACCAAAAAUACUACUAAUGCUAGUAGUACAUUAACUGGUGUGACAAAUGCUACUAGUACUACUAGGGCUUCCGGAGGCAGUAGUUUUGUUGAGGAUUUUUCUAGAAAUUCAAUCUCAUGUUCUUCUAUGAACGAAGGUAGAUGACCCCAUUUGUAUUGUAAAUUUGUAACGAGUUUGUUGUUUACCACUUUUUUAA